Rubroshorea leprosula is the source of this 2223-nucleotide messenger RNA. The record is from the annotation of a GenBank genome assembly. Lineage: Eukaryota; Viridiplantae; Streptophyta; Magnoliopsida; Malvales; Dipterocarpaceae.
GAAAUUUCUCUCUAUUUCCUCAACGUUCAAAAUCUCUCCCAGAUUUUUCGUUCGAUUCCUGAAGACUUCUGUUCUCUUUAUCGCCGUUCCUCAACUCAACCGCAGAAGUCAAGGCCGGUCGUCGUAAAUGAGCGCAAGGAACCGCAGAAGGUCAAAGGGCCUGAUUGGUUUAAAUAAUUGGCUGAAGCUAUGAAUGUUAGGGGAAAUAAAUUUGUGAGGUUUGAAUCAGAUAAAUCUUUAACUGAGCGUUAUGCUGAUGCAAUUUUUCCGAGAAAAGUUAGAACCUCUCUGGCUUCUGUUAUGGAAAGUGUCCGGAGAGGGGUUGAGGUGGGUUCUCAAAGGGUCAAAAGCUUCAGAAAACCUAUGAACGUAACGUCUUCCCGUAACAAGUCAGAAAAAGAUUCAGGUUCUUGGAAGAAAAUUCUUGAUCCACAGGAAUCUUUCCUUGAAAUCUGGAAUAAAAUAUUUCUCUUAGCCUGUAUAAUUGCUUUGGCACUGGACCCUCUUUUCUUCUACACCCCAGUGGUUGUGAAUGACGGAACCCAAAAGUGCCUCAAUCUGAAUAAAAGACUGGCAAACAUUGCCUGUGUCCUUCGUACACUCAUCGAUGCCUUUUAUAUAAUUCACAUGAUCUUUCAAUUCCGAACUGGGUUCAUUGCUGCUUCUUCUGGAGUCUUUGGUAGGGGUGACUUGAUUGUUGAUCCUUGGGAUAUUGCAAAGAGGUACUUUUUCACAUACUUCAUCAUCGACGUCCUGUCAAUUCUUCCACUUCCACAGCUUGUAAUUUUGCUUGGCCCUUCAUUGAAAGACCAGCCGGUUGCAUUUCUAACGAAGGAGUCAUUGAGAUACAUUAUUUUCUGUCAAUAUGUACCGAGGAUUGUUCGAAUUGUUCCCCUUUAUAUAGAAGUUACACGAACUUCAGGCAUUAUCACUGAGACUGCUUGGGGUGGAGCUGCUCUGAAUCUAUUCCUCUACACGCUAGCCAGCCAUGUUCUUGGGGCCAUCUGGUACAUGAUUUCAGUAGAAAGACAAGAGCGCACUUUUGUUGGGGAGAUUAUCUUUGCUGUUGUCAUUUGCAUUGCUGGGCUGGUUUUGUUUGCAUUACUUAUUGGCAACAUGCAGAAAUAUCUGCAGUCAACAGGAGUAAGGGUUGAAGAAAUGAGAGUCAAAAGAACAGAUGCAGAGCAAUGGAUGAAACAUAGAAUGCUACCGCAGAACCUAAGGGAAAGAAUCCGGCGGUAUCAACAGUAUAAAUGGCAACAAACCAGAGGAGUUGAAGAAGAGAGUCUAAUUAGUUGCCUUCCAAGAGAUCUCAGGCGAGACAUAAAGCAUCAUCUUUGCUUGGAUUUGCUCAUGAGAGUACCAAUGUUUGAGAAAAUGGAUGAGCAGCUGUUAGAUGCAAUGUGUGAUCGUCUCAAACCGGUACUUUACACUGAAAAAAGCUACAUUGAAAGGGAGGGGGAUCCGGUGGAGGAGAUGCUGUUUAUAAUACGAGGAAAUUUGGUCAGCACCACCACCAACGGCGGAAUAACUGGCUUCUUCAAUGCUGUUAAUCUCAAAGCCGGUGACUUUUGUGGAGAAGCACUUCUUACUUGGGCCUUGGAUCCUCAGUCCUCCUCUCAUCUACCCAUCUCCACCAGAACCGUACAGGCUUUGUCCGAAGUGGAGGCCUUUGCUCUGUUAGCUGACGACCUCAAGUUCGUCGCCUCCCAAUACCGGCGUCUCCAUAGCAAACAGCUCCAGCACAUUUUCAGAUUCUACUCCGUGCAGUGGAAGACAUGGGCGGCCAGCUUCAUACAGGCAGGCUGGCGGCGGUACUGCAGGGGGAAGUUUCUUAAGUUGUUAAGGGAAGAGGAAGCUAGGCUGCAGAAUGCUCUUGCUGGUGACUCCGGCGUGAGCGUUGGCGCCUCGAUUUACGUGUCGAAAUUUGCAGCCAAUGCGUUACGAAACUUGCGACAGGAUGAGACUCCAAGCCCCAGAAUACCGGAGCGAAUGCCGCUGCUGCCUCAGAAGCCGGCGGAGCCUGAUUUCGGAGCCUGAUUUUACUGCUGAUCAAGACCACUAAAUGUUAAUUCUCUGUUUUUUCAAUUUUCUGUUUCAUAUGUGCUUGGAUAAAUUUGGAAGAAUCUGUAUAAUGUUCUGGUUAGUUUAAUGGCUUAAUGUAAACAUGUUUGUUCAUCUCAAAAAUUUCCAAAAGGAAAAGAAUAAAGGAAGUUAUUUUUU